Molecule: messenger RNA, 901 nt
Organism: Medioppia subpectinata
Lineage: Eukaryota; Metazoa; Arthropoda; Arachnida; Sarcoptiformes; Oppiidae
Source: the annotation of a GenBank genome assembly
AGUGCGCACAGCAUUUGCCGCACUCGUAGGCGAUGUAGACAUGAUAUGUCCGACAUAUCUGUUCGCCAAACGGUUCGCACAAACUGUCAAAGAGUCGCAAAGGGUUUACUUUUACGAGUUGUUGUAUAAAAGCGAGUGGUUUGCCAAACAAAACAAUUGUAGUGCGACCAUGGGCAUUUGUCACUCAAUGGAAAUACCAUUCGUGUUUGGUCUGCCACUACUUGAUCCACACAAUUACAGUCCCGAAGAUAUUAAUUACAGUAAUGUUGUGAUGAAAAUGUGGACUACAUUUGCCAAAACAGGUAAUAUGGGCUCUGAUUGGCCGCAACUGUUAAACGAUGAGCCGAUGGGUGCGCCCAAAGUCCACGGUUUGGACCCAAAGGACUUACGGCUUGUACUGAAGGAUCCAUCAUGUGUGAAUAGUAUUGAUGUGAACACCACUAUAGGAGUAGUGAGGGGUCGGACACUACAUGUGUUGGACACAAAUGUGGAUCAGUUUGUGGGCAUUCCAUACGCCGAACCCCCGGUCGGCAAACAUAGGUUCGCAAAACCCGAACCCAUUUCUAAACCAUUUCCCAGUAUAAUUGAUGCAAUAAAAGUUGGAAAAUCGUGUAUACAACCAAACGGUCCGUUUACUAUUAUGCCCGACUCAACCCUCAGUGAGGACUGUCUGGUGCUUAACAUAUGGACAACAAAUACCACAGCAUUAAAACCAGUAAUGUUUUGGAUACACGGAGGAGGGCUUACUAUUGGUUCAAUAUUUCAAGAGUGGUAUAACGGGAGCGCUUUGGCCACCAAUGAUGUGGUGGUUGUGUCCGUCAACUAUAGGUUAGGACCGUUUGGUUUCCUAUACGGGGAUCGGGAGGACGCGCCCGGAAAUGUCGGCUUUUAUGACCAGUUA